GGCCGCGCACGUCGCUCCCCGCCCUCCCGCCACCGCCCGCCCUCGUUCGCUCGCGCUCCCCGCCCGCCGCCCGCGGUCCUCCGUCGGUUCUCUCCUUAGCCCGCCGUCUCCCACGGAGCUGCCCGUCCUUGGCUCGGAGCUCGCAGACUCGCGGACAGGCGUCCUCAGCGCGAAGAGGCCGGAUUCGGAGUCGUCGCCUUGAGCCUUGCAUCUGAGAAGUUCCAGGUACUUUGUACAACUGCAUCCCAGAACCUGUGUGUUUUUAGCACCUUUAUAAGUGAUGGCUGCCAUCAGGAAGAAACUGGUGAUUGUUGGUGAUGGAGCUUGUGGUAAGACAUGCUUGCUCAUAGUCUUCAGCAAGGACCAGUUCCCAGAGGUCUAUGUGCCCACGGUGUUUGAAAACUAUGUGGCGGAUAUCGAGGUGGAUGGGAAGCAGGUAGAGUUGGCUUUAUGGGACACAGCUGGACAGGAAGAUUAUGACCGCCUGAGGCCUCUCUCUUAUCCAGACACUGAUGUUAUAUUGAUGUGUUUUUCCAUUGACAGCCCUGAUAGUUUAGGUGAGUAG
Messenger RNA from Mus caroli (Ryukyu mouse), 565 nucleotides. The record is from RefSeq and is a predicted model, not a curated record. NCBI's taxonomy places the organism in Eukaryota, Metazoa, Chordata, Mammalia, Rodentia, Muridae.